Molecule: messenger RNA, 1629 nt
Organism: Glarea lozoyensis ATCC 20868
Lineage: Eukaryota; Fungi; Ascomycota; Leotiomycetes; Helotiales; Helotiaceae
Exons: 1
Coding region: 1-1629 (542 amino acids)
Source: RefSeq, a predicted model, not a curated record
AUGUUUUCACAGGACUCUCUACAGCAACGCGACGAUUUAAUCGGCGAACAACCUCAUGCAGGAAACUAUUUGGUUCCCAAGGAAUCCGAUGAGCGUCGACCAAGUGGGAAACCGUUCAAAUUCAAGAUCGCGACCUCGAUUAUCGUGAUUCUAUGCCUCAUUGCUGGCCACGCUUUGGUGAUAACGGGGUCUCAUGGGCAGCCGGUAAAAGACUGGAAAGUUCGCCCUUCAGUGAUUGUACCAAUAUUUUCGGGCAUUAUCCACGGUCUACUUGCAUAUCUUCUCUCUGCCGGAACAGCAAUCAAUUGGUGGGACGCGACGAGAAAAGGCACGACGCUCGAGCAACUUCACCAAAUUACCAACCGAGGGGCAAUUUUGGAAUGGAGUAAACUCAGAAAGUUUCUCUUCGUUGAUAAGAAUUUCUCGAAAGUCUUCCUUGCGACUUGCUUUAUCUCGCUGGCAUCAUUAUCAGCCGGUCCACUUCUCCAAAAAGCGACGAGCACGACGAACUCACAGUUUGAGACUCAAGGGGUGGAAAAGACAUUUGAUAUCCUUCCAGAGAUACCAGAUGGCGUCUCUGGUAAAGUCACGGUACAGCUCUAUGCUGCAGGAUUGGAUUUCACGGCCGCUAUCAGAGGAUGGUACCUAAAUGACACUAUUAGAGUACCACACGUUUCUGGUAGUACCUGCGACGGCCGUUGCCAUGGAUUGAUCAGGGCCCCUGGAAUAUCGGUCGAUUGCGAGCGAAGCCAAGAGAUAAUCGACUUGAGAGAUCCAGCCCAGCCUGGUGUUCAUCUGUUUCGCGUCAAUACGACGCUUGUUGAAUCGGAGAAAGGUAAACCAACCAUCGAUCUUGUCUCUAUAUACUCAGCAGCUGUCACACAGAACUGCAUGGCGACAGUGAUUCAAGAUAAAUGCAAAAUUCAUAUGGCUAUCGCAGAUUUUCCAGUCAUCAUCGAAGGGGACACAAUCGCGCUCGAACCGCAAACUAUUCCAGAUAUGAACUCUCCGAAUAGAACAUAUUCAGCAGGUGAUACUCUCGACGCACCGAACAACGCACUUGCUGGCCCUCUUCGCGGUAUUUCGUAUGCAAGCCAUUCGUUCUUCGAAUCAUACACUAAGGUCCCCAGAUCGGACUUUUGGGAGACGAUGGGGGUGCCAGCAGAGACUUUCUACCUCUAUCCGAAUGCCUCAUCGCAUGAGGAUAUUCCUAUAGGAUGUCGCCUGUUAUGGAAAAGCCCGACAGAAUGGGCGCUCAAUUCGAUGAGGGAGAUUAUCUUCAGAGUUGCUAUCAACAGCAAUAGGCAAACAAAUUCUACGAUCAGAGGAAAUGGGGUUCCCAUCCCACAGACUUUCAAGACGACGCAAGUGACUACUGAACUUGCUUUCCAGAGCUCGUAUGGAUGGCUCGCUGGUGGAAUUGCGGUCGAGAUUAUUGCUGUUGUUCUGGCGGUGAUGCUUACGUGGGGAUGGUGGGAUUUGACGAGGGAGGUCAGCUUGAGUCCAGUGGAGACGAUACAAGUCAUGCCGCAUAUCAGUCGUGAAUUUGAUAGGGAUGUGGAUGAUAUUAUUAAGGUUGAUGGCAGUUUGCAGGUUCAAUAUGAUUUGAUGCCUUCGAACUCGGUGUGA